Messenger RNA from Fusarium mangiferae, 738 nucleotides. RefSeq lists its product as uncharacterized. The coding region runs from base 1 to 738 and encodes 245 amino acids. The transcript has a single exon. The record is from RefSeq and is a predicted model, not a curated record. Lineage: Eukaryota; Fungi; Ascomycota; Sordariomycetes; Hypocreales; Nectriaceae.
AUGACAACGGCCCAAGUCUUGCCAGGAAUCAAACUCCUGCGAUCGAUACCCUCCCCCAACUACCGACUUUACUCAUCAGCCACACAAACAUUGCGCCAAAAUACAAAAGAGCGCCCUCAAAGAACUCCCAACAGACCAGGACAAUCGCCGAAUCGAGACGGAACGAAAGGACGGCCUAAAACACCCCGGAUCUUCAUCCCACCAGCAAACGACCAUGUAUUACCAUCUGGAAGACUGCUCACCACACCAGAGGUCUGGUCAUUUCUUCAAGAAACAGGCAUCGAGUACGACAACUCUAAGGCUACACGUCUGCAUCUGGGGCCUGACGAACAAAAAGUGAAAGUACUAUUCAACUGCCUUGUUCAAUACUCGCCUAGAUAUAUUCUACACCCUUACCAUCUGCAACAUUUAAGGCCUGGAAUAGCACCAAUGUUACCCAUAAUCAUGAGCAAUUACCGACGCAAGUUGACCGAGGAGCCUCUCUGGACAUACACAAUAUGCAGGGGAGGGGGCAGUACUGUGGUGCGACACCUGAUGGCCAAAAGGCUGACAGGCGCAUUCUGGAGAGCCUUGAAAGAUCUCGGAUAUUCAACGAAUGGUCCGCGAGGAACGCUUAUGGUGACGAUCCACGAUCCUUUGAAAGUCGCCCAAGCCCCAGCUCAUAUUUUUGGCGAGGCUGUUGCGAAGCAAGUGAAGCAGACCUGGGAAGAACACAUGCUUCAAAAGAGACAUGGAUAG